CCGUUAAUGAUGCGACUGAGGACCACUCGUACCAAUUGUCUUGGAGCGGUUAUGAUCACUUUAGCGGUUGUAAGGUUUCUUUCCAUGGUUAUGAUUCGGAUAAUCCAUUGGACCAGUAUGAAAUAUGCGUAAAGGCAACAACGUGGAAUAUUGUAGAUUCAGGAGUUACUCUGAAAUAUUACAGCGGAAGUCUUGCCACCUAUCUAGAAAAGACAUACUCUAGAAGUUAUGGUGAUCCAACAUAUAAAUGGUGUGCAGAUCAAGACGACUAUGUAGAUAUAAUGCUAACGACGUCUUCUUCAAGUUCAUAUCAAGGUCAGAUAACCUUAGAAGUUACUGCUGUAAAGACAUACUCUUAUUACAAUUAUGGAGGAACGAUUGGUGGCGCUGUUGGUGGAGUUAUCGUCAUUGUUGCUGUAUGUGUUGUCAUUGGAAUUGCUUGUAGAAGACGUUCAUAUGUAAGGACAACAACAUAUACAGCUCCAACUCCAGCUUCCACUGUUAUUACACAGUCUGGGUCUCAACAAAUGGGAGGAUACAGCAAUCCAGGAUACCCAUCAGGCCCAGUGGCUCCUCCUGCGUAUUACCCUCCAUCAAAUGCCGGUUACAAUGCUCCACAACAGGGAUACCAGAAUUCGCCGCAAUAUCCAACAACUGGUCAACAACCACCUCCUUAUCCAAGUACUACACCCCAACCUUAUACAUCAUGAAAACCAACAACAAAACACUGAUUAUCUUUUUACAUUAAGACUGUCAUAGAUUAAUAUUUUGCUUUUUAAAAACUGUAUCAAAUUAUAUUUGCAUUGAUUCUUAAGAGAACUUAAUUCAUAUUACAUGAACUGAUGAAUAAUAUAUACUCCGAGUAUUAUGA
Molecule: messenger RNA, 871 nt
Organism: Mytilus californianus (California mussel)
Lineage: Eukaryota; Metazoa; Mollusca; Bivalvia; Mytilida; Mytilidae
Product: protein shisa-5-like
Exons: 4
Coding region: 282-710 (142 amino acids)
Source: RefSeq, a predicted model, not a curated record